Messenger RNA from Phragmites australis (common reed), 315 nucleotides. RefSeq lists its product as uncharacterized. NCBI's taxonomy places the organism in Eukaryota, Viridiplantae, Streptophyta, Magnoliopsida, Poales, Poaceae. The record is from RefSeq and is a predicted model, not a curated record. The annotation marks the transcript as partial. The transcript is spliced from 3 exons.
CAUGUGGAGAGCUACGACAAAUUUAUCCACCAUUAUAACUUCACGGUUAGGAUGAAGACGCCUAGUUCAGUUGACUGGAUCGUGGAGUUAUUCUUUGCCGAAGUGAAGGAAAUCUUUGGAAGAAAAUACUAUUUCUGCUGUCCUUUAGAGCCAAACGAAAAUGGUAACUGUUAUGCGUGCAAGAACCGAGUGGGAUAUUUGAAACAUCCUGCCACGGGUGGAUUUGACAUGGGCUUGCCUGAUGCUCCUGCAUGCAAUCUACCAUGCAAUCUAUGUGAAACACUUCAUUUGUCCGUGGAUCUUCGCUUCGAUUGA